GCGUACUCAUUGGAAAUGGAGAAGCUGGCGCAGGAAUCGCUCACCUACUGUGAUCAGCCCUUUCAAGAAUCAGAUCCAAAAUAUCAAAAUGUCGGUGUGGUUACAAUGGCAUCACAAGACGUGAAACCACAAUUUCGUGACCUGUGCGAGGUAAACAGCACAUCUUUCGACUCGAAAAAGGACAAUUGUGAUGACGAUUGCCAUAACUACAAGCAGUUGCUCUUCUUCAUCAGAAUUGGCAGUCACAAUUCACGAACGCAGGAUCCAAUCAAAUUGAUCGAAAACACACUCGCUCAAUCCGGUGGUUUUGGCUGUGACUUCAAACCAAAGGUCGUUUACGUGCAUCAGCUGUCUAACAUCUUUCCUGAACAAUCGUCUCAGGAGUCUGGUUACGGUGAUUGGGACAUUUCGGCAGUGGAAACUCGGCACGCAAAAUACCGUCUCACACGCAUUGAGGUUAUGGGUCAGAGUAAGAUGCAAACGCACUCAUUCACCUACCCGCAGGAUGCCUCAGAUGGCAAGGUUGAAUUCACUCAACGCCGCAAAUAA
Mesocestoides corti is the source of this 549-nucleotide messenger RNA. NCBI's taxonomy places the organism in Eukaryota, Metazoa, Platyhelminthes, Cestoda, Cyclophyllidea, Mesocestoididae. The record is from the annotation of a GenBank genome assembly.